Molecule: messenger RNA, 2304 nt
Organism: Ziziphus jujuba (common jujube)
Lineage: Eukaryota; Viridiplantae; Streptophyta; Magnoliopsida; Rosales; Rhamnaceae
Exons: 3
Coding region: 265-2013 (582 amino acids)
Source: RefSeq, a predicted model, not a curated record
CAACUAAACUAAAAUAAGUGAAUAAAAGUAGAAAGGUUCAAGCAAAAAAAAAAACAAGAAUAAAAGUAGAAAGACGCAUUCUGAGUUAAGCAACUGGAAACGCUAUUCCGGUUGGCGGUUUUAGUAGUUCCCAAUUCCAAGUGGAAGAGUCGAAGGGCCAGAAAAACAACGGUUCUGUGUUGUAUGUCAUCGUCAUCAUCUGAAAAAAACAUGGCGAUGGGAAUCCCACCUCAACAUUUUGUUUAAAAAAACAAAGAAAAAAACAUGGCGAUGGAAAUCCCAUUCGAUCAGAUCAAGCAGCUUCAGAUCUCGCUUCGGAAGCAAGUCAAUCUCUCGUCCUACGACUCGCCAAACGACGACGACGACAACGUUUCGCUCCCUAAUCUACCUUCCACCGAAGAAGCCAUAGCUGCGCUCGAUCCCUCCCCGCCGUACCUCCGCUGCAAGCAUUGCAAAGGCAGGCUCCUGAGAGGCAUAGAGUCUUUUAUAUGCGUUUUCUGUGGCACAGAAACCUGCAAGGACGUUCCUCCUGACCCUAUCAAUUUCCGCACCACUAUCGGUUAUCGCUGGUUUCUCAAUUCCUUCAACUUAGAUGGAUCAGAGAUUGUGGAACAACCCGUGGAAGCAAAUAACUCAAACAGAGGGCAGACUGCACCAAAAGAAGAGUUGAAGUUGUCUGACCUUUUAGAUUUAGAGAUAACAUGGUCUUCUGAGAAAGAGAAAGUUGAAACUACUAUUUCAAAUGAGACAACAGUUCAGAGCAAAAGCCCCUUGAAUUUGGCUGGAAUUAAUAUUGGGAACUUUUUUGAUAAAGGAGAGAAAGAUGUUUUCUUUAAUGUACCUGAACAGUCAUCAGCACCAGUGAAACAGAUUGUUAACGAUGAAAGUAACAAAGGUGAAAAUCUUAAUUUGUUUGAGAAUAUUCGUCCUUCUGAAGAGUCAUCAGCACCAGUGAAACAGAUUGUUAACAAUGAAAGUAUCAAAGGACAUGAAAAUCUUAAUUUGCUUGAGAAUAUUCAUCCUUCUGAAGAGUCAGCAGCACCUAUCAAACAGUCUGUCAACGAUGAAAGUAUUCAAGGACAUGAAAGUCUUCAUUUGUCUGAGAAUGUUCGCCCUUCUGAGACAGCUGUGCUGUCUGCUGAAGGUGAGAGCAGUUACUCUGAUUCUGGUUGGGGGGCAGAUUUUCAUUCUGCUGCUUCUGGAACAAAUCAUGAAGAAUCAACAUCAUAUGACCCUUUUGCAAAUUCCACAAUUGAUCUCUCUGCCCAGAUGGACAAUGUGUUUGGACCUGGAAAAGACGCCAUUGACAGAAAAGAAAAGCAGAUGACUGCAUCUGCAUCCAUGGGUAGCGAUUGGUUUGCAGAUGGUUUAUGGAGUAGUUCCAACUCAGGGUUAACAGGUCAGCCUGAAGAGUUUAAGAUAACUGCAAAUGAGAAGGAUGGACAACUGAUGGGAAAUGUAAAUUCCACUUCAUCUACAAGUGUUGAUUGGGUCCCAGAUAAUCUAUGGCAAAGCAGUAGCAACAAGGCACCUGAUAAUAAGACCACUGGUGUGGACAAUGAAUUUGAUGCUUGGAAUGAUUUUACUAGCACAUCUAGUGCACAAAAUCCUUCAAGUAGUUCUUGGAACCAAUCUAUGACUGCUCCUAAUGACCAGACUACAGAAAUAAAUUUAUUUAGCUCAUCUAACAACCCAGGGGAUACAAAUUUUGGUAGUUUUUCUCAACCGGAUCUCUUUUCAGGAACAUUUAGCAGCUCAAAUGGUUCUACAGAAGUGAAUAAAAUGAAAUUAGAAGCUUCAGCUUUAGACAGGAAAACUGAAGCUAAUGCAAUAGAUGGAAGGAACUCUGAAUCCGUAGAGGAAAGUGGAGAUGUUUCUGGUGCAAAAACCAUGUCGAAGCCUGAUGAUGUAGAGAUGUUGAUGUCACAGAUGCAUGACCUCUCUUUUAUGCUUGAUAGCAAUCUUUCGGUUCCUUCCAAACAAGAUGGACUAAAUUCAUCUUCUCAAGACUGAGACCGAAUUUGUUUAGAAUCUUUAAAACAUAAUAUUUAUUCAUCGACCAGUAUUCAGGUUCCAGGUGUUACUAUAUUCUCUUUUUUCUUUCCUUUUCUUUUUGGGGUGUUGCGGCUUUUGGAUCUGCAUCCUUGUUCUGGUGGGUACAGCAUUUGUAUUUUUUGUUGGAGGUGUAUGUGAGAUGGUUUUGAUCUCUUAUGAUAGAAACAUUUUUUAGUCAUAUGAAAAGAAUGAGACUUGGUUAAUGGCAAUAUCCUGAAUGGAAGAAGCAUACUAUAGUCUUUAUCUUUA